GAAGAAGAAGAAGAAGAAGAAGAAGAAGAAGAAGAAGAAGAAGAAGAAGAAGAAGAAGAUGAUGAUGAUGAUGACGAAGACGACGAAGACGAUGAUGAUCUAGAAGAACUUUACCAACAAAUGAUUGGCAAAAAAGUCAGCAAGUCUGGUAUGGUCGUUGAUCGCAAGACCGGGGCUACUCUAGGCCGUCUUGUUGAAGGCAAACUAAAGCGUGUAGUUAACAAGAAAGUCGGCGAAAAUGGUGAAAUCAAGAAUGAUAAAGGCAGAGUUAUUGGCCGUGUCGAGCCUAUUCCUCAGGAUCGUAGUGAUGAUGACGAUGAUGAUGACGAUGAAGAAGAAGACAACGAUAACGAGCAAGAGCAAGAAUCUACCAAGAAAGACAAUGACGCCGAUCAGACUGAAGCCAAUGAUAAUGCUGAUGAGGAUAAUACCGCUGCUGACAAGCCUGAGAAUGAAGAAUCCGCUGAAGAAGAGAAUAAAGAAGAUGACAACAAUGAUGAAGAAUCCAUGGAUGAAAAACCCAUUGAUAACAAAGAUAAAACUAAAGCAGCCCCCAAAAAUACAGCCAAAGAUGCCAAGAACAAAUCUAAACAAACUGCUGAAGAUGUUAAAGACGAAGCUGACAAAGCUGAAGAGACCGAUGCACCUGCUGAUGAUGCAAUAGAGAACGUCGAUGACAACGAAGAUAAUGAAAAUGAAGUACACUCCCAAAGCAACUUUGAAGAAGAUGAAAUUGAAGAUAGUAAUGAAGAGGAUGAUGAUGAUAAUGAAAGCACCGACGAAGAGGCAAAAGAUUCUGAUAAAGACAACGAAUAUAUCAAAAAUAAGACUGACGAUGCUGCAAAAGUUGCUAAAAAAGGUGCCAAAAGCGCCAAGAAUACUGUUGAACAAGUAAAAGACGAAGCCAAUAAUAACAAGGAAGAUGCUGAAGAAGGAGCAGAAGAUGAUGCCGAACAGAUAGACGGUAAAACCAAUGAAGCUGGAGAUAAUGCCAACGAUAUCAAAGAAGAUGCGGAAGAACAGGCUGAAGAUGCUUCUGAUGAAGCUACCAAUAAAGCAAAAAAUGCGAAAAAAGAAACUGUUGAGGAUGUCGAUGACAAUGACCAAAAACAAAAUGAAGUCGAAGGAAAUGAAGAAGGUGAAGACGAUAAUGAAGAAGAGGAAGAGGAAGAAGAGGAAGAAGGAGAAGAAGAAGGAGAUAAUGAUGAAAGUGAGGAAGAAGAAGAAGACGAAGAAGACGAAGAGGAAGAUGAGGGGGAGGAUGGCGAAGAAGAUGAUGACAAUGAAGAGAAAGAUAAUCCUUAUGGUACCGUCGAUGAAGAUUCCCCUGAAGUGCGCAAAUCCGGCAAGGUUGUCGAUUCCGAAGAUAAUGUCCUUGGCACUGUGGACAAGAAGGUUGCGCCAAAAUUAGCUGGACUCAAGGUUGAUAAGGACGGUAACGUCUAUAACAAAGAAGGUCAUAUUGUUGCUAAGGCAAAUCUGUAUGAAAACGAAAAGAAACCCUUCAACCCUAACGACACUGUGAGCGAAGAAUCUCCCGAAGUUCGUAAAUCUGGUAAGGUCUUCGAUAUGGACGACGAACUUGUUGGCUACGUUGACAAGAAGAUGGCUCCCAAAUGGGCUGGGUUCAAAGUUGAUCCUGAAGGUAACGUUAUUAACCAUGAAGGUGAAAUCGUUGGCUCUGCUGAUAUGAUUAAGCCUAAGGAGGAAGACGACGAUAAGGAAGAAAAGAAUCCUUACCCUAAUGAUGCCGUGAACGAAAAUUCCCCUGAAGUUCGUAAAUCUGGUAAGGUCUUUGAUAUGGACGAUGAACUUGUCGGACACGUUGACAAGAGAAUGGCUGCCACUUGGGCUGGUUUUAAGGUCGAUGAAGAAGGUAACGUUUAUGAUAACGAUGGUCAUAUUGUUGGAAGGGCCAAAAUGGUCGAGCCUGAGCAAUCCAAGGAAAAAAAAAAACCCUUCAAUCCUAAUACGAUGGUUGAUGAACACUCUCCUACUGUUCGUAAGUCUGGCAAAAUCAUUGACGAAAAUGAUAACGUUGUCGGUCAUGUCGAUAAGACUGCUGCCCGUAGAUUUGCUGGUUUCCCUGUUGAUGACGAUGGCAAUAUCAUAAACGAAGAAGGCCAGACUGUUGGUAAAGCCAAGAUGGAGAACCAAAAGUCAGAAGAACAACUUAAAGAAGAACGACAAGAAGAGGAGCAACGCAAAAUUGUUGACCAAUUAACAAACUGUAUCCAGCAAUCCUUGGAUAAGAUUCAACCCAUUCUCAAGCAAAUUACUGAUCAUAUCGAUGACGAAGAAUCCAAAUCCAAAGAUGAUCGUGAUGAACAGAAAUUGGUCGAUACCGUCAAGCCUUUGAUUGAGCAAGGUUCCUCAAUCCUAGAGGAAUGUAAUGGUGCUAUCCGUGGUUUAGAUCCUUCUGGCAAGAUAGCUAGAGAAGCACAAGCCAAGUCUUCGUCUCGUAAAGCCACACCUGAAGAACAUCAUCUUGCUGAAUUGUUGGCUAAGCUCUCUGGUGAUGUCUCCCAAACGAUUGAUAGAGCAAAGAAAAAGAUUAGAAACAUGCCCCAUGCAAAGAAGGAGCUUAACCCCUUGUGGAACAUUUUGCAAAGCCCUCUUUUACAGAUUCUAUCUGCAGUCGGUCUUUUACUCUCGGGUGUUUUGGGUCUUGUCGGCAAUAUUUUGAAUGGCCUUGGCCUUGGAUCAAUUAUUAACAACCUCCUUGGCGGCAUUGGACUGAACAAAAUACUUGAAGGUUUUGGUCUCGGUGAUGCUUUAAACGGGUUACUUGGAAAGAAAAAGAAGUAGAUUGCCUCCUUCUGUUUUCUAAUCAUUGUUGUAUAUAGCACUUUUACUAUUACUAUUACUUAUUUACUUUAUACUAUAUGAUUUAUAGCCUAUGUAUGUAUUAUUAUUCAUUUAAAAAACCUUAUCUUGUAAUAAAAUGCAUUUUUUAUUUUAUAAAUUGUUUGCUCAAGAAGGCAAGUGCAA
This is a messenger RNA of Mycotypha africana, 2991 nucleotides long. RefSeq lists its product as uncharacterized. The record is from RefSeq and is a predicted model, not a curated record. The transcript has 2 exons. The coding region runs from base 121 to 2808 and encodes 895 amino acids. Lineage: Eukaryota; Fungi; Mucoromycota; Mucoromycetes; Mucorales; Mycotyphaceae.